This is a messenger RNA of Coffea eugenioides, 3982 nucleotides long. RefSeq lists its product as uncharacterized. The transcript is spliced from 14 exons. Lineage: Eukaryota; Viridiplantae; Streptophyta; Magnoliopsida; Gentianales; Rubiaceae. The record is from RefSeq and is a predicted model, not a curated record. The coding region runs from base 504 to 3620 and encodes 1038 amino acids. Gene Ontology annotation, molecular function: glycosyltransferase activity.
GCUGUCUUGAGCAGCUUAUAAAUAAAAGGAGAAACGUCUCACAAGCCAUCUUAUCCUGCUGCUAAUUGAUUUCUUUAAUGGUGUAAGAACCAGACAAACUCUGUUAAUCUUAUCAAUCCACUUGUUCCAUCAUCAUCACCUUUGCUCUCUUUCUCUCGUCUGGUACUUACAUUCAAGUAUUAGAUACCAGUAAAUCCCUCUACUCCGGCCAGACUCCUCAAGAUAGCUUUCUUUUUUGUUAUUUUUUCUUUUUCUAUCGAUCAGUGCUUAGUUUAAUGGAUAUUUGAAGUGCGGAAAACUAUUGUUUUAAGUACUUUUCGGGCUUGGAUUUUUGGGAUUCGAAAAGGGUUCCCUUGAUCAUAAGUAAGUAUAUUAAAGAAUCGCAUUGCUCCAGGCAUCUCAAGAAACCCAUCCUUUUUCUCUUUCUUAAUGCUUGUACGGGAUUGAAGGGUCGAAACUAGUGGUUGAAGUACCUUUUUGGCAUUGAAUUGAUGGGAUUGUAAAUGGGUUCUCUUGAAAGUGGGCUUCAAUUGAAGAGAGAUCAGCAUUUACUUCGGUCUUCAUCUACUACAGGGAGGAGCUUUAAUCAGAGGCAGCAGGCUGCUAGAUCAAGAUUUGCAAGAUUGUUUUUCUUCAAGAAGUUUGAUUAUCUAAUAUGGAUUUGUACGGUAGCUGUGUUUCUUUUCUUUCUUGUACUUUUCCAAAUGUUCUUGCUCGGCUCAAUUAUGGAGAAAUCAGAGACUUUCUUGAGAGUGAAUGACGGAGUUGGUGAUGUAGAUUUGGCAUUGUUGAAAGGGUUUGGUGGAUUGGAUUUUGGUGAAGAUAUCAAGUUUGAGCCAUCAAAGCUAUUGGCCAAGUUUCGGAAUGAUGCUAUACUGGCUAAUCGAACUGUUGUUUCAAGGAAUCAUCUGACAUUUGGUUAUAGAAAACCCAAGCUUGCUGUGGUCUUUGCCAAUCUUUUGGUUGAUCCCUAUCAAAUACAAAUGGUUACUAUUGCAGCUGUAUUGCGGAGAGUAGGAUAUGAAAUUGAGGUGUUCUCCCUUGAUGAUGGUCCUGUACAUGCUAUUUGGAGAGAUUAUGGCUUUCCACUCCAUGUCAUUGAAGUCAAUGAGACCAUGAAGAUAGCUGUUGAUUGGUUGAACUACGAUGGGAUACUUUUGAACUCUCUUGAAUCGUUGGGGAUUUUCUCUUGCCUAAUGCAGGAACCUUUUAAAUAUGUUCCCCUUAUAUGGACCAUCCAUGAACAAACACUUGCUGAUCGUUUGAGAAACUAUGCUCUUACUGGGCAGAAUGAGAUUGUUGAAAGUUGGAGAAAAGUCUUCAGCCGUGCGACAGUGGUUGUCUUCCAUAACUAUGCUCUGCCGAUGAUUUAUUCGGCAUGUGAUGCUGGAAACUACUUCGUCAUUCCGGGUACUCCUGAAGAAGCAUGGGAUGCAGCUAAUAUGCUUACUGUUGACAAAAGUAACAUGCAUGUAAAGAUCGAAAAGAGGUCCAGUGACUUCAAUAUUUUGAUUGUGGGAUGUCAACUUUUGUAUAAAGGUCUAUGGCUGGAACAUGCCCUGGUAUUAAAGGCAUUACUACCAGUCGUUAAGGAAUUUCGCAGUAAUAGCAGUAUAGAUACUCAUUUUAAGAUCAUUUUCGUAGUUGGGGAUUCGAAUAGCAACUACAGUGCGGUUGUGGAGACCAUUGCUGCAAAUUUGACUUACCCAGAUGGAAUGGUGAAGCACGUGGCAUUUGAUGAAAAUGCAGACAAAAUUCUUAGUACAGCUGAUCUUGUCAUAUAUGCAUCCUUCCGUGAUGAGCCAUCUUUUCCAAACAUAUUGCUAAGAGCCAUGUGCUUUGAGAAACCAGUAAUAGCACCAGAUAUAUUUAUCAUCAGGAAAUAUGUUGAUGACAGAGUGAAUGGCUUUUUGUUUCCAAAAGAGAAUAUCAGAGUGCUGUCACAAAUAGUAAUGCAAGUGGUCUCAAAUGGGAAAUUAUCUCUUCUAGCUUUAAAUGCUGCUGCGAUUGGAAGACAAACUGCAAAGAACCUUAUGGUUUCAGAAAGCAUUGACGGCUAUAUUUCACUAUUGGAAAAUGUUCUCAAAUUUCCAUCUGAGGUUGCAAGUGUACAGUCUGUUCUUGAGAUACCUUCCAAUCUGAAAGCUUCAUGGCUAUGGCAUCCUUUUGAACAUAUCAGAAAUUUAAGUGAGCACAAUAAAACAAAGAGGAUUAAUAGAUUCUUAGACAAGUUUGAAAGGCAGUGGAAUCAUACUCAAAGAGAUGGUUCUCUACCUGCAGCUCUGACAGGUGAAAAUUUUGUUUACAGUAUCUGGGAAGAAGAAAAAUCUAUUCAGGUUGCUUACAUGAGGAAGAGGAGAGAAGACGCUGAGUUAAAGGAUAGAACUGAUCAACCUCGGGGGACUUGGGAGGAUGUAUAUCGUAAUGCUAGAAAGGCUGAUCGCAUUAAGAAUGAAUUGCAUGAAAGGGAUGAAGGAGAGCUUGAAAGGACAGGACAGCCAUUAACUAUCUAUGAACCAUAUUUUGGGGAAGGAACUUGGCCUUUUCUGCAUCGCACUUCACUCUAUCGGGGCGUUGGAAUGUCUACUAGAGGUCGGCGAAGCGGGGCUGAUGAUGUUGAUGCACCUUCUCGGCUUCCUCUUCUACAUAACCCGUAUUAUCGAGAUGUGCUUGGUGAAUAUGGAGCCUAUUUUGCAAUUGCAAACCGGAUUGAUCGCCUACAUAAAAAUGCUUGGAUAGGCUUCCAGUCUUGGAGAGUAACUGCAAGGAAGGAAUCUCUGUCAAGGACUGCAGAAAUUUCACUGUUAGAUGCCAUCCAAACUCGAAGACAUGGUGAUGCACUGUACUUUUGGGCUUGCAUGGACAUGGAUCCGAGAAACCCUCUGAAACAUGAUUUUUGGACAUUUUGUGAUGCUAUAAAUGCUGGGAAUUGCCGGUUUGCAUUCUCUGAGGCUCUAAAGAAGAUGUACGGCGUAAAGCAUAACUUGAGUUCUCUACCUCCAAUGCCUACAGAUGGAGAUACAUGGUCUGUCAUGCAUAGUUGGAUUUUGCCAACUAGGUCCUUUUUGGAGUUUGUUAUGUUCUCAAGGAUGUUUGUAGAUGCGCUUGAUGAACAAUUUUAUGAGGAGCACCAUCGAAAUGGACAUUGUUAUUUGAGUUUAACAAAAGACAAACAUUGCUAUUCACGGGUGCUUGAGUUACUUGUAAAUGUUUGGGCCUAUCAUAGUGCAAGGCGAAUGGUUUAUGUGAAUCCAGAGACCGGCGUGAUGCAAGAGCUGCACAGGCUUAAGAACCGAAGAGGUCAAAUGUGGGUCAAGUGGUUCCAAUAUAACACUCUCAAGAGCAUGGAUGAGGACCUAGCUGAGGAGGCAGAUUCAGACCACCCAAAAAGACGAUGGCUGUGGCCAUUGACAGGUGAGGUUUUCUGGCAAGGUGUAUAUGAAAAGGAGAGGAAUCUAAGAAAUCGAGAGAAAGAAAAGAGGAGGCAACAAAGUAAGGAUAAAAUUUCUCGAAUUCGGAGAAGGACUCGUCAGAAGACAAUAGGAAAAUAUGUAAAGCCUCCACCAGAAGAAAUGGAGAAGUCAAACUCAACAACAAUGAAAACCAAGCUCUUAAGGUAGCAUUCUCUUAGUGUACUUAGUGUCUGUAAGAGUAGUUUAGUUUGGUAUAUUACAAUUAUUUUGCCUCAAAAUUCACCCUACCAUUGUUUCAUUUUUGUUUAGAAAGGGUGCCUAGGUUUCAUGUAUUUCAUUUGAGGUCUUGUAUGUAUAUGGCAUCCUUCUGAUAUUUGCCGCUCAGGUCCUGAAAAUGUAUACAAAUUCAUUUGUUUUCGUACUUCCCCCACCUUUUUGGUGUCUUGUCUUCCUGACUUCUUUCUUUGAGACAUUGAUAAGGGAAGCAAGCACAUUUCCUUGUAAUCUAACUGGCAACAAUGUGCUGAGCAUCUGUGAAUGAUGAUAUCAUUGUAACUUCAGAAGUGAUC